Messenger RNA from Fonsecaea multimorphosa CBS 102226, 1632 nucleotides. RefSeq lists its product as uncharacterized. Gene Ontology annotation, molecular function: polysaccharide binding; N-acetylgalactosamine binding; metalloendopeptidase activity. Gene Ontology annotation, biological process: cell-cell adhesion; proteolysis. Lineage: Eukaryota; Fungi; Ascomycota; Eurotiomycetes; Chaetothyriales; Herpotrichiellaceae. Gene Ontology annotation, cellular component: protein complex involved in cell adhesion; phagocytic vesicle; cell surface. The coding region runs from base 1 to 1632 and encodes 543 amino acids. The transcript has a single exon. The record is from RefSeq and is a predicted model, not a curated record.
AUGGCCGAAGAAGAUUCACUAUCGUCGCUUGAGCAGAUGAAACUCUGCUACCAGGUAAUUCCCUCCAUCGAGGACGAUCCCAACCAAGAAGUCCCAGCUAGCAACCUUGCCAUUGCCCACGAUAACUUCUCAGGUCCAUUCGAUCUGGCCAUUGGGAAGGACAAAUUUUGGAGGGUCGGACAAACCCUGAAAGUUUCCUGGUGGGAUGGCCCAGGCCAGACUGCUACAGAUGCCCUUCGACGGAGAGUGAAACUCGCGGCCAAACAGUGGGACGCGAUCUGCAAUAUCAGCUUCGACUUCGGCGACUACGGCAAAGAUGCAGAUAUCCGCGUGGCAUUUCAGCCUAAACUAGGAUCGUGGUCGUAUGUCGGAAGAGACUGUUUCAAGGAGGAUCGAUCGAAACCAACCAUGAAUUUUGGCUGGUUGACUGAUAGAUCCUCCGACGAAACAGUUCGCUCUGUGGUCCUUCAUGAGUUCGGCCAUGCAUUGGGUUGCAUCCAUGAACAUCAGAACCCUAGUCUUGGAAUCAACUGGGACGUACAAAAGGUUAUACAAUAUUUCAAGGCCCCACCGAACAAAUGGGAUGAGGACAAAAUUCGACGAAACAUUCUCAAUCCCGUAUCGACAUCCAUGAACAGUGUUUUCGACCCAGACUCCAUCAUGCUAUACUUCUAUCCUGCAGAACUUACACUCGACGGUAAGGGAACACAUGAAAAUAUGCAGUUGUCCGCCAUGGACAAGAAUUUCAUUCGAAAACUCUAUCCGCCACAGGGGCGCACCGAUGGAUUUUUCGAUACGGACGAGCUUGCGUCCAAAACUUCUUCCUCAGGCAAGGCUGACGUGGGCGCGUCACCAGCUCCCGGCCUCUUCAACACCGUAAAAGUCCCAUUCGAGCCCGCCUAUCAAUCACCCCCAAAGGUAGCCAUCGGCUUGACACGCAUUGAUAUGAGUUGCAAGGCAAACAAAGCGGUCGCGGCGACCGUCGACCACAUUGCCGCAGAUUCGGCGGAAGUGUCAGUCAGCACAUGGGACACGAGCAUAUUGAACGGAGGUGCAGCAACUUGGGUCGAGGCUGAGGCUACAGAUACUCAGUGGCAGUUUGGCGAAUUCAAUACGCAAGAGCAGCGAGAAAGGAACGACACGAGUUCUCAAACAGCCGAAAAGACCGUCUACUUCGAAGAGCCGUACACGACACCUCCAGCAGUCGUCGUGGCUCUUAAACUUAUCGACCUCGAGAAUCAUAAGGAUUACCGCGUGAAAGCAUACGCCACGGACAUCCACGAAGAUCGAUUCACGAUUCAUAUCGAUACCUGGGGAGACUCAAUUCUGUACGCGGGCGCUGCCUCCUGGAUUGCGUAUCCGGCGGACUUGGCAAAUUCGACCAGCGGCUCCUUUACUACAAAGGAAAACGUGUCGAAGUCGACGGACAGGUUCAAGUUUCCCGACGGUAAAUUUGUAAAGACGCCUACUGUGCGCAUCUUCCUCAACAUGAUCGACAUCAAGUGCGGCACAGAUUUACGCAUCAAGGUUUGGGCGGAUCAGGUCAAUCAGCAUGGAUUGAGUUGGCAUGCCGACACUUGGAAGGAUACACAGUUGCGCCAGGCUAGUGGUUCGAUCCUUGCCUGGGCAUGA